Acanthoscelides obtectus is the source of this 2492-nucleotide messenger RNA. The record is from the annotation of a GenBank genome assembly. Lineage: Eukaryota; Metazoa; Arthropoda; Insecta; Coleoptera; Chrysomelidae.
GCAGGAGCAUUUUGUGGUAACGAGAAGAAGUGCAAGAUGUGUCUUAACCAGAGAAAACUGUCUUUUGUUACUGAAUACGUGAAGUGGAGAGCUAUACCCAGACUGAUACUCCUAGACUCGGAAAUUUCCUCAGGUUGUAACUUCAAAAUGGUCAAAUCCAACGUCGAUCUAUUCGAUGACAAAGGCCUCUACUUCUCAAUGCAAACAACUUUUGAGGGUGCUGCGGAAAUAAUGGAAAAGAAUAAGCAAAAAGUGAUCUUAAUAACAUUUGUAAGCAGGAAUAUGGACACGGAGCUUCUAGAAAUGGCUGCUAUAGUUGCAAAGCGAGCAUAUAAGGUUUGUUGGCUGAUUGUAGUCGAAUAUCAGUUCAGAAAUACGGUCAACGUGCUGAAAGCUUCUAAUAUAUCAAUAAAUGCAGACAUUGUAGCAGCUAUCGACUUAUCAACACCUCCUUCAGUAAAGGACCCAUGUAAUUAUAACGAUAAAUCAACGUUUAACGACAUAACAAAUUUUGCGGAAUUAGACAACACUACAAAGUAUGUGCUGCCAUAUUUCGAUGGAGACGACGAACACUUUGACAUAUUAUCAUUAUGCGACCUCAAGCAACACAACAACGAAGGGUUCUGUUUAUUGCAAAUAUACAAGAUUCGGAUGAAUUCGAAUAACUCAUUUGUCUUACAUCGCAUGGGGAACUGGUGCUAUAUCAGAUCUGCUUAUGUGACAAAGAAAUUGCUCAGCAUCGAGCAAAGAGCAAACCUUCAUCGUUUUCCUUUAAUAAUUGGACACAGGAAUGCUUCCUCAGAGAAAAGAACUACCGAAACCCCUUUUUUGGCAUACGAUUUGUUCGAUAAAAACCUGUUGGAGUUUUACACGUACUUUACUGGAUUCUUAAAUAGCAGUGAAUCUGAAUUAUUUUUCGCGAAAGUUGGAUCCAAAAACACUGAAGGAGAAUGGACAGACCUUCUAGGGGCAUUGUCGAAGGGAGAUAUCGACCUUGCAUUAGAAUGUUUCAUCAAAAUACCUGCUGGCUUCAAUGCUAUCGGAUUUACACUGGAUAUCAUGAAAUCAUGCAAAAAUAUCUAUCUACAACCAGAGGCAUCCAACAAAUUCCGCAACAUAUACCUCGAACCUUUUGACGAAAGACUCAUUCUGUGUGUCUUUGGAACUGGUUUAGCCCUUUCUAUUUGCUUAGCUAUCACCCACAGAGUUGCAAUGAAAUUCAAGGGCCAGGAAAGCUAUCCUUAUGGAAUCAUCAGUAGUUUGACGUGGUGCAUUGGAGUUAUAUGUCAGCAAGGAAGUAUAUGGAGACCAAAGCUAUAUUCGGAUCAAAUAAUAGUACUGAUAGCCUUGGCAUUCACUUUAUUGAUAUACAACUCAUAUUCGGCAUUUAUAACAUCUGUAUUAUCGAUAACUUUGCCAGAUAUUAGAACUGUGCAAGAACUUUUAGAGAGUAACUAUGAAAUCGGAUAUGAAAAAGAUAGCCAGACUGAGGUUUACUUACGGACAACAAACAACAGUCAGCUAAAUCAAAUCUAUCUUCGUGGAUACUUGGCCAACGUUCAAAACAUAACAGAAGGACUUAUGCGGGCCGCCAAAGGUGGCUAUGGAUUCUUUGCAGCUGGCGAAGACGCGAGACGAGCUUUGCUCAACAUCAGCCAUCACAAAUGUCGAUAUGAUAUACAAGAGAUUCUCGUAAAGUCCACCCUAAAUAGUGUAGCAUUUGGGGUGGCCAAGAAGUCGCCUUAUAAAAAGCUUAUCAACCUCAGCAUAAUCCGAAUGUACGAGACCGGCAUUCACAAGUACAUAACCAACAUCCUGUAUCCACCUCUUUCGAAAUGCGACAAGAGAAAAACCUACAAGAGUGCCAGAUUUUCAGACAUCUCCAGCGCGUUCUGGCUACUCUGUCUUGGAUACAUAUUCGGCAUUAUAUUUUUGGUUUUAGAAUGCAUCUGGAAGAACAGAAAACGUGUAUUUAGAUGCCUUAAAAAGACUUCUAGGAAGGAGCAUCGCAUCAUUCUCUUUAGAGAAUAUUUACCUUGAUUUAUUUGGGCUGUCGAAACAUAAAAAUCAAUGUAGUUACUUUAAAAUCAUUGCACCAUUGUUUUAAACCAUAAUGUGUGUCUGCGUGCUGUACAGCUAACCGAUAAUAAAUGAAAUCACAUAGGAAAUUUUUCUUAUGGAGUUUAUAAAUCAGUUAUAUCAAACACCUAUUCAUUUGAAUGGCUACAAACACACAGACAAUGUGCUCAUAAACUAACUUACAUUAUGUAUUAACAAAAAUUGGACAAACAAAAGAAACAUUAUAACGUAGAACUAUGUAGUCGAUUUAUAGCUGAUAUAUCAAAUAUACAUAGCCGGACCACAAAUAAUGGGUCUAUUGAAUAAAAAAAAAGUAUUUGCUUAUACUUCCUGUUAUUUGAGUAUUUACUUGACAAGCAUUGAAUAAAAAGUCAUAAAAAAGCGUCUACUUAUGGUAUUAAGUAAACUCAUCC